Puma concolor (puma) is the source of this 654-nucleotide messenger RNA. Lineage: Eukaryota; Metazoa; Chordata; Mammalia; Carnivora; Felidae. The record is from RefSeq and is a predicted model, not a curated record.
AUGAAGCUGACUCGGAAGAUGGUCCUGUCCCGGGCCAAGGCCUCGGAGCUGCACAGCGUGCGGAAGCUCAACUGCUGGGGCAGCCGCCUCACAGAUGUCUCCAUCUGCCGGGAAAUGCCCAGCCUGGAAGUGAUCACCCUCAGCGUCAACAGCGUGUCCACCCUGGAGCCCGUGAGCCGCUGCCAGCAGCUGAGUGAGCUGUACCUGCGGAGGAACCGCAUCCCCAGCCUGGCGGAGCUCUACUACCUGAAGGGCCUGCCGCGCCUGCGCGUGCUGUGGCUGGCGGAGAACCCGUGCUGCGGGUCCGACCCACACCUCUACCGCAUGACCGUCCUGCGUAACCUGCCGCACCUGCAGAAGCUGGACAACCAGAGUAGGUGUCCGCGCCGCCCCGACGGGGGCCCCUCCUCUCCCCCGCCCUUCCCGCGUGUUGCUGAUCCUUGUGGACCUGGCAGGUGUACCCCACCCCCCACCAUGGUCUCUGGGGAGAGCCCCCAGGUUUGCACUCCUCACUUCGCAAGCAACAAUGUCCUGACUGCCAUCCUGCUGCUGCUGCGGGAGCUGGACGCCGAGGGGCUGGAGGCCGUGCACCAGACCGUGGUCAGCCGGCUCCAGGCUCUGCACAAGCAGGAGCCACAAGAGGACGUGGAAUGA